Salvia miltiorrhiza (redroot sage) is the source of this 984-nucleotide messenger RNA. Its product is annotated as glutathione S-transferase T3-like. Bases 1 to 984 code for a protein of 327 amino acids. Lineage: Eukaryota; Viridiplantae; Streptophyta; Magnoliopsida; Lamiales; Lamiaceae. The record is from RefSeq and is a predicted model, not a curated record. The transcript has a single exon.
AUGGAACCCCACAAUAAUUCUUUCUUCAACUCUCAAAAUUUUAAUCCCUCCCAAGACUAUUAUCCAAAUCUUGCUGAUAUUCCAAGCUCCAAUGAAUUCCCGGAGUUUGAUUAUGCUAUGAAUUCAGAGUUCUCGCAUAAUCCAACUGAUUCUCCUAUUUCUGAAUAUCACCAAACCUCUGAAAAUUUUUCUGCAAAUCCUUCCAGCAAUGCUCAAAGUUGGACUGAUAUAGAAGAUAUAUCACUAAUGUCUGCUUGGUGCUUUGUCAGUAACAAUCCAAUUGUUGGCACUAACCGAAAUAGUAAGUCGUUUUGGAAAACUGUUGCAGAUAUGUAUGAGCAAAGUCGAGCAGAUAAUCCAGAAAUUGGAGGUCGAAGGAGCGUGGAAUCAUUGAGGAACCGUUACAAACGUCUCAACAAAAAUGUAACUCUGUGGGUUGCUGCAUACAAGAAAGCAUAUGAGCGACGAGCGAGUGGUCAGUCUAAAGAGGAUAUCGAGAAAGCAGCUCAAGCAAUUUACGGUAAACCUAAGUUUACUCACCAUGAGGUGUUUGAAAAAGUUGUGAGCAGCUAUCCGAACUGGGAACUGAAAUUGGAUAGUACUGGUUACGUACGUCGUUCUCACCCAGACGACGAAGACAGUGUUGAUGAAAGUCGUAGCAGCUCAAAAAAAUCGAGGACAGAUGAAGAUGUGGAUCCUCCAACCGACUCCACUCCAGAAACUCCAGGUAGUGAUGCUUCAAAAUUUCAUCGUCCUAUUGGUAGGGAUAAAGCUAAAGCUAAGGCUAAAAGAAAAGGAAAACAAACAGAAUCACAAUCUUCGAUAGUUUCAGAUGCUUUCACUGCUGAACUACGUGAAAUGAGAAUCACACGCGAAAAAGAAAUGAAAACAUCUACGUUGAAUACGUUAAUGAAAAAAAACCAGUUAUCUCCAGAUGAGGAAGCUCUCAAACGUCGGCUAAUGGCAGAACUUUAUGGAAUCUAA